UUGUGAACAACAGGGAACCUUAAAAAAAAAUGCUACAAUCUACUGCAGCUCUGAGCAGUUUCGUGCUUUCGUGAAUCCUCCGCGCGGUGGUGCUAAACGUCACAGCCAGCGCGUGAGCGUUCGCGUCCAUCCUGAACUUUUCCUCCACAUUCAGUAAUCUGACACCGACACAAACCCCAAAAAGCAGAGGAUGGAUUCCCAACUUCAUUCGCAAAAAUAGCUCGGCGAGGUCAGACGAGAAAAAACACGGAGCCAACGGCCGGCGAAAGCCCGACGUCACGCGCACGCUUAGUAGACCGUGAAGCGGCUUUACUUUUUAAAUGUCGACUAAAAAGUUGUUAUCUAAAGAGGCGGAUGGGUGACGACCAUUCUCGGCGCUUCCAUGUGAGGAGACGAUGAAGCAUUACAGCAGCAGUCCCCGUCAAAAUCACAGCAGAGAGAGAGACAGCAAAAAGGGACUCUGGUUAUCCAUAAUCGGGCUUCGCUUCUCCCUGCGUGAUUAUGUUUUCUGCAUGGCCACGCUGCUGCUCUUCUGCGUGGCUUCACUGGUUUAUCAGCUGAACGGAGGACCUCCUAAAGUCCUGCUGGAGAUCAGGCAGUAUCUCGGUGAAUCCACUUUUGUUGAUGACCACGGACCCCCUGCACCGAGGGUGCUGCCAUUCCCAAGUCAGGUGAUCUACAACAGGGUGGGCAAGUGCGGAAGUCGGACGGUGGUUCUACUGCUGAGAAUACUUGCAGAAAAGCAUCAGUUUAAUUUGAUCUCAUCUGACAUUCAUAACAAAACCAGACUUACAAAGCAUGAGCAGGUCAGUGGAUGGGUGGAUUUGAUGAGAAACAUUAGCACUAUUCCUCAGCCUUUUCUGUACACGAGACAUGUUCACUUUCUUAAUUUUACAAGAUUCAGAAUAGACCAGCCUGUAUAUAUAAACAUCAUCAGAGAUCCCAUUAACCGCUUCCUCUCCAAUUACUUUUUCCGACGUUUUGGGGACUGGAGAGGAGAGCAGAAUCACUUGAUCCGUACGCCGCAGAUGAAAGAUGAUGAGCGAUAUCUGGAUAUUAAUGUUUGCAUUAUGGAGGACUACCCAGAAUGCUCGAAUCCGCGCCUGUUCUACAUUGUGCCAUACUUUUGUGGCCAGCAUCCUCAGUGCAGAGAACCAGGUUCUUGGGCCGUGGAGAGGGCCAAACAAAAUGUUUUGGACAAUUUUCUCCUUGUGGGGAUUCUGGAGGAGUUGGAGGAUGUGUUGCUCCUGCUGGAGAGACUCCUACCUCACUACUUUAGCGAUGUGCUAUCCAUCUACAAGAGUCCAGCAUUCUGGAAAUUGGGGAACCUAACUGGUACUGUAAAGAAGCAAAUGCCCAGUUUUGAGGCGCUGCAGGUGCUUUACCAACGAAUGAAGUAUGAAUACGAUUUCUACAACUUCAUUCGGGACCAGUUUCAUCUCACCAAGAGAAAGAUCGGCCUUAAGUCCACCUCUCAGAACUCUGCUCACGAACCUGACUUUCUCCGUGAGCUUGCCCUCAGAACCCAUGAACCCUUGGAAGAUGAGGAAGAAGAGGAGGAGGAGGAAGAAGAAGAGGUAGGGCAAGAAGAUGCCAACAUCUGGUUGGUUCAGCCCUGACCACAGCUAUGGAUGUGAAGGGAUAGCAGAUAUCUCAUAAACUGGAUGUUUGUAUCCGUAACAUAGAAGGUUGAGUCCACAUUCCCAGCAUACUGUUGGGUGUGUAAUAGUGAUCCCCGUGUUUUUUACGGGGGACGGCCCUUCAAGACACUCUGUCCUCUCUGGGGGAGCACAGGGGGUCCUGGAUGGAUAUAUUUAAGAAACCAGCAAUUAUAACUCAGAUGUUGUUGUUUGUUUAUAUAUGUUUAUUAAAAGAGCUGUUAUAGGUCAUUUCCUGGUGAGAUGAUACAAGAUUGGGAUUACAGGGAUUGCUGGAAUGUCAGAACAGAAUGAAGUAGUUAUGGAAUAGAGUCUGAAUCCAGACACUUUUUUGUAAACCCUUGUGGAAAUUCUGUUCUACUACAGUGCAGUAUUAACACUAAUGAAUAUUUGAUACCUGGAUCACACAUCAACUGAAGUGACACAAGGCUACUUACACACCCAAACAAACAAAUUUACAGAAGACACAAUGGAUCUCAACCAAGAAAUGACUCCAUUACAAACUGUAGAAGUGCUGUAUGCUGUAACCACCCUACACAAGAGCCACAAAUCAGAUCCCAUCAUUGCUCAGUUAUUCUGGAUCAAGAAACCUCCUGCAACUCUGUGCCACAAUCUAAAUGCUAAUCUUUUUUGGAAGGAUCUUUUCUUUUGGAUAUGUAAGCUGUUGUACAAUGAAAAAAGCCCUUUUUGAAUGUCUUGAGGAUGUUUAUGUUAAAUCCACACUAUCUAAAAUGUUUAAACAUUUUUGCCCUGUCGGUACAUCAUCUCUUGUUUUCAGUCACUGCAUGGGGCCAAAAGAGUUCACAUUAGGUACUUGGAAAUACCUAAAAAUGAACACCCUAAAAGUCUCCCAGAAUUAAAUUUCUGUCAUUUGUAAUGAAUUGUAUGCUAUUUUUUCAGUCGAAACCAAAAGGAACAUGUAUGUACCUAUUUGAAUGGAUGUGUCAUAGUCACUAUAGCUGUCAAGCUUCAAUAAAAUACAUUUGAAAUUAGGAAUUGUGUGGCCUUUUGACACACAAACCUAUUAUGUAUGGCUUCAGAAGUCUUACAGAAUAUGACACACAAGUAGGGAUGCUAAACAAUUAAUCGCGAUUUAUCGUUAGCAGA
Messenger RNA from Misgurnus anguillicaudatus (oriental weatherfish), 2765 nucleotides. It is a transcript of the gene usta, whose product is annotated as uronyl 2-sulfotransferase a. NCBI's taxonomy places the organism in Eukaryota, Metazoa, Chordata, Actinopteri, Cypriniformes, Cobitidae. Gene Ontology annotation, molecular function: sulfotransferase activity. Gene Ontology annotation, cellular component: membrane. The record is from RefSeq and is a predicted model, not a curated record.